AUGGCUGGGUAUACAGGCAUUGGAGAGGAGACUGCAGUGAGUACCCUCGGGGCAACAAUGCUCACCAUCUGCGCAGCAUUCGCCCUGCAGGCAGGAAACAGCAAGGAACAGGGGUAA
Messenger RNA from Dibothriocephalus latus, 117 nucleotides. Lineage: Eukaryota; Metazoa; Platyhelminthes; Cestoda; Diphyllobothriidea; Diphyllobothriidae. The record is from the annotation of a GenBank genome assembly.